Molecule: messenger RNA, 462 nt
Organism: Penicillium brasilianum
Lineage: Eukaryota; Fungi; Ascomycota; Eurotiomycetes; Eurotiales; Aspergillaceae
Source: the annotation of a GenBank genome assembly
AUGGCCAGUUGGUUUCUGGAACAUAGUGCGAACCCGAAUACGCGAUGCGAGGUAGACUGCACCCCGUUGUCCUAUGCUGUUCGAAAUGCACCUCUGAGUGUUAUCGAACUAAUGCUAGACCGUGGAGCGGAUGUGGAGAAAGGACAACUUCUUCAGUAUGCCGUUUAUCGAGACGAGGAGCUUAAAGAUGUUAUUUCCCUACUUGUCGAAAGAGGUGCCCCUUUGAAUGCGACAAUGUGUCAGGAUGGCCCGACAUUGAUGCGAUUCUUUCCUAUGAGCCUAGGGACUGCGUUGCACGUGGCAACAGAGCAGAGAAAGACGAAUGCAAUCCGCCUUCUGAUUCAUCUCGGGGCAGACACUGAGGUGAAGGACGCGAACGGUGAUACUGCUUUAGAAUGGGCACAAAAAUGGAAUAAAGCAGAAAUGGUGGGGCUGUUGAGAGACUUGGGAGCCCGUUCCUAA